This is a messenger RNA of Saccoglossus kowalevskii, 998 nucleotides long. RefSeq names its product Y+L amino acid transporter 2-like. Lineage: Eukaryota; Metazoa; Hemichordata; Enteropneusta; Harrimaniidae. The record is from RefSeq and is a predicted model, not a curated record. Gene Ontology annotation, biological process: amino acid transmembrane transport. Gene Ontology annotation, molecular function: L-amino acid transmembrane transporter activity. Gene Ontology annotation, cellular component: membrane.
AUGGCUAACGUUGCAGUCAACAGUCAAUCUCCUGGCCUUUCACAUAGAAAUGUACCAGCUAAAGAACAAAAUGCCAAUGAAAAGGAGGAAACUUUUCGUAUCAAAAAACGGUUAACGUUGGUUGAUGGAAUUCUUUUAGUCACAGGUAUGGUUAUUGGAUCUGGUAUUUUUAUAUCACCGAAGGGCGUUCUUUUCAACACUGGCUCAGUGGGGCUUGCUCUGGUGAUCUGGGUUGUUUGUGGAAUAUUUUCUCUCAUUGGUGGUCUGUGCUAUGCAGAGCUGGGGACAACGAUUCCCAAGUUUGGGGGAAUAACCAUUUACUUAUAUGAAGCGUUUGGGCCUUUUGUGGCAUUCCUGCAUCUUUGGAUGAUGAUUGUCAUAGAGAAACCCACCAGUGUAGCCAUUAUCAUUCUAGUGUUCGCCGAUUAUAUCUUAUAUCCCGUGUUUUAUGAGUGUCAAUCACAGUUGACAAGACAACUGUUGGCUGUGGCUGGUGUCCUUUUCCUGUCAUUCGUGAAUGUUUGUAGUGCACGAUGGAGUGUUCGAUUGAAUAACUUCUUGUCAUAUUCUAAAAUACUGGCCACCACGAUUAUUAUUGUUACAGGAUUAGUGUACCUAGCACAAGGCCACGCAACAAACUUUGAGAAAAGUUUUGAAGGGAGUACCACAUCUGCUGGAGACAUUGCAUUGGCGAUGUAUUCAGGUUUAUGGGCCUAUUCAGGAUGGACCUCUUUGAAUGUUGUGUCAGAAGAAAUGAAGAACGUGAAAAGAAAUUUGCCGUUAGCUGUUGUCUAUGCUCUAAUCAUGAUUACUUGUAUUUAUUUGCUGACUAACAUCGCCUAUUUCACUGUCAUGUCUCCACAAGAGCUAUUAGUGUCAAAUGCAGUCGCAGUGACAUUUGCCGAUUCCACUUUAGGCGUGAUGGCCUGGAUUAUGCCAGUAUUUGUCGCCUUAUCAACAUUGGGUGCCACUAAUGCGACUAUCUUUGGUGCUGGAAG